Molecule: messenger RNA, 1577 nt
Organism: Vespa crabro (European hornet)
Lineage: Eukaryota; Metazoa; Arthropoda; Insecta; Hymenoptera; Vespidae
Exons: 4
Coding region: 98-1087 (329 amino acids)
Biological process (GO): cilium assembly
Cellular component (GO): centriole; non-motile cilium
Source: RefSeq, a predicted model, not a curated record
UAUAUAUGAUUCAAUGACAAUUAUUAACCGUCAUAGAUUUUACUUUUUGAAAUCGAGUAAACGAAGUUUAAUUUCUCUAUUUUAAUAAGUUAAUAAUAUGUCUAAUAUAAAAGAUGAUCCACGAGAAGUUCUUGCUACUCUUAAUUCUUUGGGAUUUAUUGGUAUUACUGCACCUCAACUUAAAGCUUUUAUGAAAGAUUUGAAGAUAUACAAGAAGAUAAAAGAACAUGAAAGACAACAACAUAAGGAAGAAAUCAGAAAGAAAAUAAUGAGAAAACAGCAGCAAAUGUUUCAUGAAAUUCUCAGUGAACAUAUUAAAGAAUUAAGUGAACAAACUAACAAUUCUUCGAAUUUCGACAAUGAAUCUCUAGUAAAAGUGGAAAUCAAAUGUAUUCCAAAAGAUAAAGAAAAUCUACAUCACAGAUAUAUAAAAGAAGAAUUUGAUGUGCCAGUGAGAGAACCAUCAAAUCUGUUAAAAAACAAAUGUAAAAAAGUAAAUCUUAUUGAGGACUCAUGUUUAAAUAGAAAAGAUCAUAAUUUUAUAGAUUCUACAUCUCGUUCAACUAUCCAACGAUCCAAAAAUGAUAAUCAAUCUUUUGUCAAUUCUUAUUCUAUGCAGAAUGUUUAUAAUGCAAACUAUGAUAUUAAUAAAUAUAAUACAAUUUCUCAAGAACAACCGUUACAUUCAAAGCCAAUAUUAUCAGAUAACAAUAGACCAAUUAGUGCCCCAAAUAUUUUAGAAAAUAAUCGUAAAUCAAGAUCAAAAAGUAUAUUAUCUGAUCAAUCUACUACUGUUCGAUCGCAGAGUCUUCCACGUACUAAAAGUUCUAGCUGUUCCACACAUAAAUCAUUUAUUCGACCGUGGCGAUUACAUCCAGAAGUUCAAAAAAGUACAACAAAUAAGAGAUGCGAUCCUGUUGCUCUUUAUCAAAAGUAUCAGGAAGAAUGGAAGCAGAUAGCAUUUCCUGGAGAAGCAAAACAUAUGACUGUAAGGUGGGCUGUACGUGAAAAAAUGCUUGGUGGUGAUCCUCAUCCUCCACCUUUGCCAAGAAAAUCCGCUAGUGUACCUAUAUUGAGGAAAAAAUGACUAUAAAUAUGAUAUAGCAUGAUAUAAAAAAUUGUAACUAUUCCUGUCAAUCAAGAUAAUUCCCGAUAUUUAUAUUGUUACGAUUAUAUAUUGCAAUAUUUUCGAUAUGAACGAGCUGCUUUUGUUUAAAAAAUGAACUCUAAUAUAACUUAUCGUACGGCAUACACAUUCUUAUGUAGUGUGCAUUUGAAACAAACAAAAAAUAAGAUUCUUAAUUCCAUAUAAAAUCAGUAUUUCCUUAAUAGUAUUAAACACGUACGAUUAGAAUUUCCAGGGAAUAAUUUUAAGGAUAAACCACAGAGCGGCAAAAGUAAUUUCCAAGAUAUUCAUAAUUAUUAUGACAGGAAAAAGUUAAACAAUAUAUAUUAGAAGAAAUUUAUUUUUUUAAUACAGGAAAAUAAAGUGAAUAUGGUACUACAUACACUAAGUAAAAAUAAUCUAUGUAAAUAAAGUUUCGAUUACAUGAUGUAAGUAAUUCUUUUACUGUUGA